Molecule: messenger RNA, 1101 nt
Organism: Chaetomium globosum CBS 148.51
Lineage: Eukaryota; Fungi; Ascomycota; Sordariomycetes; Sordariales; Chaetomiaceae
Exons: 2
Coding region: 1-1101 (366 amino acids)
Biological process (GO): pantothenate biosynthetic process
Cellular component (GO): mitochondrion; cytoplasm
Molecular function (GO): NADP binding; 2-dehydropantoate 2-reductase activity
Source: RefSeq, a predicted model, not a curated record
AUGGAGAGCGGGAUUUACAUCCUUGGAUUGGGAAACCUGGGCAAAUAUGUUGCUUUCGCCCUCAGACGCAACCAGCAAACCACCGUCACAGCCCCCCGCCAGGUUUCGCCCGUGACGCUCCUCUUUCAUCGAAAAGGUCUUCUCGAGGAUUGGGAGAGUGAAGACCGAUCCAUUCGAUACUACACGCCAGAGUGUUUGAAAAGCCAACCGCCUGUCGAAAAAUCACGAGCCAGUGGCUUUCGUGUCGAGUUACUCAAUGCGACCGCCGAAAAGCAUGACAUCGAAAACCAUACCCCCGCAAUCAUUGACGACAAGUCCCCGAUCAGACAUCUCAUUGUGACGACCAAGACCUAUGCAACAACCGCCGCUCUUGCCCCGAUCAAGGACCGGCUAAACAAAGACUCGCAUAUACUGUUUCUUCAGAACGGCAUAGGUGUCACUGAUGAGGUCUCUCAUAAGCUUUUUCCCGAUCCGGGGAACCGGCCCACGUACUGGGCUGGCAUCUGCAGCGCCGGUGUUUACAGCAUGUCUCCAUUCUCCAUUAUCCAUGCCGGCCGUGGACCCUUGAUGAUGGGUGUUGUUGGCACGCAGUCUGCGGGAGGCGCCCCGCCCACAGCCGAGGCUCACAUGGCCUCCCGACUCUCGAAUUCUAGGUUGCUCCAGACUAGUUUACUCUCACCAGAGCAGAUCGUACACGCUCAGCUGAAGAAGCUUGUCAUCAACGCAAUCAUUAACCCUUUAACGGCCUGCUUCAACUGCAAGAACGGGCAAGUCUUCGAAAGUGAUGAGAGACAGGCUCUUUAUCGCCUUCUUCUUCAAGAGGCCGGUACCAUUAUCAGGGAGAUGCUUCCUAAUUCAGACAAUCUCCAUGAAACAGCCUUCUCGGAUCGAGCCUUGAGCGCGCUGGUCGAGGAGGUCGCCGAGAAAACUGCCAACAACACAAGCUCAAUGUUGCAGGAUGUACAGGCUGGGAGGCGGACCGAAAUAGAUUAUAUUAACGGCUAUCUGGUUUUGCAAGGGAGGAGGCUAGGCUUGCCAACCACACAUCAUCAAGUCGUUUACAACAGGAUCAAAACACUGGAGGCGGGCCACGUGGAUUGA